Molecule: messenger RNA, 1235 nt
Organism: Ceraceosorus bombacis
Lineage: Eukaryota; Fungi; Basidiomycota; Exobasidiomycetes; Ceraceosorales; Ceraceosoraceae
Source: the annotation of a GenBank genome assembly
AUGACUACCGACGCACCCGGUCUAUCUGCCAAGAGUAUUGAGCGUGCUCCCUCUCUCGCUCCAGAAGUUUGCGAGAACGCAGCAUCUCAGACAGAUGCAGCCACAUCACUCAAUCAGCUCGACGCGACGACUGGCCGUCGAGCAACCGCAACCACCUCCCACGCCAAUUCUGCCCUCGCGCCUUCUGCCUUUCGACCCCAAGACGGAGAUUCACCUUCGAUCCGCGCUUCCAAUCGACAGUCGAGAACAAUUCAGGAUCUUACAGACGAUGAAUUGCAGGAUUUGAGAGCUGUUCAGAGGACCUUUGUGAGUAUUCUUGUACUCACUUUGUGAUGCAGGCGGGGAGAGUGCGUUUGAAGAGUUCGAUGUUGGGAUGGGGAAAAGGGUGCAGGUGCUAGCUGGGUGCGCGGCUACCCCGAUCAAACCAGUUCCGAGCGCCUCUCAUUGACAAUGCGUCGCCUCCCUCCACCAUCUCGUCUUGCGGGGCUCGCACAGGACGGAGCUUACAUGCGCACAGCACUAGGAGAACUAGUAUUCGCGCUCGUCAUAUUGCGUCUCUUCCAGACACGCUUCUACUACAUCGGGUGAGUCACCCCUGACAGUCGCGAAGUCGAACCGGUCUUGUGGCACGCGCACAUGCUGUCAGAGAUUUCGUGCUCACCCACGACGACGUCUGGCGAUUACCUACAGCGUGGCGUACACCACACUAGCGCUCAUCUUUGUCGGCGCUGCAGCUUACAGAUUCAACUUGGCACUUCAGAAUGAGAAGUUCGACAACGUAGAAAUGGGCAGCAGUUCCUUCUCGCAGUUCGCAGGAGCUGGAUGCUCCCGCGCUGAAACGACGAGCAAUGCGAGAGACGUAUCAGGUCCUUCAAGUAGCACGGCUACCAUCACGCCAGCCAGACCCGCGAUGGAGGAUAGAUUCCCACCUACGCCUUCGCUCGAACGCUCCCAAUCUUUUGCUGGCAUUCAGAUUCCUGAUCAGACGGCAGAAGGGAUCAGAACGGUGAAUGCAGCUCGGACACCUGCAGACGCUCCACUCGUCGUCUCGCCCAUUUUCAGCACGGCAGGAGGCGUAGUCGCUUUCGUCACCGUUCUAGUACUCGCCAUCUACGUUGCCCUCUUUUCUCUCAUUCUGGAAAUGGCGUGACGAACACUGCUGGAUCGAGGAUGCUGUGCGAUAUGCGAGCUCAUCAUGGUGCAACAAGACAUGCGCAAGGGAGUCGCUUCUUUGA